Molecule: messenger RNA, 993 nt
Organism: Pichia kudriavzevii
Lineage: Eukaryota; Fungi; Ascomycota; Pichiomycetes; Pichiales; Pichiaceae
Exons: 1
Coding region: 1-993 (330 amino acids)
Cellular component (GO): mitochondrion
Molecular function (GO): (3R)-hydroxyacyl-[acyl-carrier-protein] dehydratase activity
Source: RefSeq, a predicted model, not a curated record
AUGAUUCGUUCAUUCUGUUCACAUAUUUCACAAAGAUUUACAGGUAAAUUAAAGCUUGCACUGAAGCUUUCAGACGAAGAAAUAAAAGAGUUCAAGAGUAGAUUACUGAAUUCUUCGUGGGAAAUCAAAGAUGAGUUUGUUUCAACUCUUCCAGCUAAACAAAUAUACGUGACAACACAAUCUUUACUGGAUAGAUCAUGUCCAUUAUUUAUGGAAAGCUUAAACAAAAAUAGUGAUCAGACCCAUACAGUUAACUUGAAUGAAAUGUUUCCGAUUGGAUCGGGGUUACCGUUGGCGUAUUCGUUAGGCUACUGUAACCCGCUUUCUAAUGAGUCAGAAUUGGGCAUAGACGGUUAUGACAAUUAUCAUGCUCCGUGUGAUAAGAAAGUAGAGUUUUUCAAGAGGCGGAUGUGGGUCAAUGGUUCCUUUGCUUAUAAUCAUUCCAAUCCGUUAAAAUUUGGAGAUAAACUAAACUUUACUGAAACUGUUAAGCGUGUUAAGGUUUUGAAAGAAACUGGUACAAUAUUUGCUGAAUAUAAGAGGUGUUUUAAUAAUCAGAACGGCAGUUGCAUAGUCGAAAUGAGGGGGCUGGGAUAUCUGGCUGAUCUCUAUUCCAGUUACAAACAGAGAUUCUCUACGAUUGAAAAUCCCGACAAAAGCAUAACGGUUGUGCCGACUCUAUUGACUAACUUUAGAAUGAGUGCAGUCACUUUCAAUUCUCACCAGAUACAUUACAACCCAGAAUAUGCUAAAAGUAUUGAAAACUAUCCAGAUAUAGUAAUAGAGGCUCCAUUAUUGAUAUCACUUGCCUCUCAGUUUUGGUUAAACUAUAACACAGAUAUUUGGGUGAAAAGUUUCAAAUAUAAGAUCUCGGCUCCAAGUUUUGUAAACAAACCACUUACUAUAAGUUACAAGAAAUUAAACGGAGUAACCAAAUUAUGGAUCACCAACCAAAACUCAGUUGUUUGCUUCGAAGCUACAUUGCAAACCUAA